AUUUAUGCCCCGUUUUGUGGCCGGCUUGUUGAUUUUGCUGCCCCUUUUACUUUUAUUUCUAUUUUUAUUGACCAUUACAAUUCUACACAAGCAUGGGGGCAGAGUUCCUCACACCAACCGCACGAUUUGAGGCACAAAUUUUAUAUGGGAUAAUUCGGUUCGCCCCUGUGAGCAUGCAUUAAAAGUGCCCAAAUAGCGCCAAAUUGCUCGUAAGCAGCGGAAAUUGCGUUACGCCCACUUCAAAUCCAGACGGACGGAAAUCAGACAAAAGCCUAGCAUACUUUACCCAGCAUUAACCAUUUCGCAACAUGGCCAUUAAAACACAUAGCCACUUAGACAACUCCCAAACAUUUGGGCACGGAAAGCAUUUCAAUGACCAGACAACAACUGACAGACGAAUAAAACACGGCCAUUAUGCAGCCUCUGUCUGGCAUGGAUUUUGUAAAAGUUGAACCUUGCUUUCGGCCACAAAAAUCUAUGGAAAUCACUGGCUAACUAACCACAACACCUCUUCCCAGGAAAGUGCCAUCAAAUUCCCAAUAAAACACCUAUCCAUAUGCACCACUAAUGGCCAACUAUGCUUAGCCAUGCAUAAACUGUAUAUAUUUCCUUCUAAGCCAGUUCCUGUUACUGAAUAGCUUUCGAAAAUAAAUUUCAUCGGCAGUCAGGAAAAAUAUGCACCAAUUACUACGCAUUUUCCAAGUGGAAAACGUGCCUGAGUGCAGAGCCGUCCAGAAUAGUGAAAAGUAAUAAAAUCGCUUUUUCAUGCAUUUAAGUCAGUAGAAGAAGAGGAAGUAUGCCUAUGGCCAAAAAUAGUCUGUUGUCUGAAUGCACACACGUGCCCACGAGCCGGCCAGAACAAAGGGCCAGGCCAGAAAAGCCGGCCUAAACGGUAUAUAAGCACCAGUGGCUCAACUCAUUGAUCAACAAGCACGAUGGAAGUGAAACAACUGCUCCUAAUCGUAGUCAUCGGACUGGGAUUGGUGCUCCUGUCCCAUGCGGACUGCCCGCUCUCCAGGGCAAUGAUCGAGGGCACCAAUAGGAUCUUUACGAACCGCAAUGCCGCCGGCCAGUACGAACUGAAGCGUCUGCAGAGGGUCCGCACCAACGAGGUGCUCCACAUGAUCUGCCAGCCUAACGACAUUGUCCAGACGACCUGUCAGCGGACGCACAACAACUUCAGCAGGCCAUUCCCAAUGCGCUGCCAAAGACCACUGGCUGCCUCGGCCACGGCAGUUACGGAUACCUCCUGUCCAGCUACCAUGUACUCCGUGGGCUAUACCAUCAACAAUCGGCGUUUGGAGCUCUACCGCGCCUGCUACGAUCGCAAUGGAGUUCGGGCCAGGUUUACUACCCACUCCGUGUACCACAAGACCUUCUUUCCUCAACGACCAUGUGCGGAUUUCUCCAGGGACGGCGUGCUCAGCGAGGCCGAUACCCAAAGCUUCCUGCCUCGCAGCAUUUACCGUGCAUUCCGCACCAUCUUCGGCAAUAACCAGAGGUAUAUUCCCAACGAACGCGAUGUGAUCAUCAAUCGGGGACAUCUGACCCCAUCGGGAGACUACCUCUAUGGAGACCAGAUGUGCGCCACAUUCAAGUACGUCAAUGUGGCACCCAUGUUCAAGAGCAUCAACGAUCGCAAUUGGGAGACCAUCGAGCGGUGGAUUCGAACUCGCAUAAGUGCCGGCGGAUCGCUGAGGAUCAAGACCGGGACUAAUGGCGAUCUGCACCUUCCUGACAAUCGGGGACGCCAGCGUCGCAUUAUCCUGGGCGCCGGCACCAAGAACAUAAUGCCCCUGUGGCUCUACAAGGUGGUCCGCACCUCCUCCAAUGCACCGCACAGUGUUUUUAUCACGCUGAACAACAUCUUCGCCAGAACCCGACCUCCGGCUCCAGCUUUCUGCACCAGCAUCACCUGCCCCAUGGCCCUGGAGAGUGUGGCAGCUGCUGGAUGGACUUACUGUUGCAAUGCCACCACUUUCGCCCUUUAAAUCCACGCGUCAUGACAAUAAAUAUAUCUCAUAUCAGCAAAACAAAGCGGCGCUUUAAUGUAUUCCAGUG
Drosophila simulans is the source of this 2061-nucleotide messenger RNA. RefSeq lists its product as uncharacterized. The transcript is spliced from 3 exons. Bases 936 to 1991 code for a protein of 351 amino acids. Gene Ontology annotation, molecular function: nucleic acid binding; RNA endonuclease activity; single-stranded DNA endonuclease activity. Gene Ontology annotation, cellular component: mitochondrial inner membrane; nucleus. The record is from RefSeq and is a predicted model, not a curated record. Lineage: Eukaryota; Metazoa; Arthropoda; Insecta; Diptera; Drosophilidae. Gene Ontology annotation, biological process: apoptotic DNA fragmentation.